CCAAACUGUAAGCAAUCAAUCAAUUGAGAAAUGGCGUACUCAAAGACUAUUCUUCUUGUUGUCUUUGCCGUUCUCCUCAUCACUGCUGAGGUCUCAGCUCAUCGUGACCUAACUGAGACAACCACUCCAACUACUGAUGGUAGCGAGGCAUACAAUAGAGGAGGCAAUGGAGGAAAUGGAGGAGGCAAGGGAGGAAAUGGAGGAUACGGAGGAGGAAGCAAUGCAGGAAACGGAGGUGGCAAGGGAGGAAACGGAGGAGGCAAGGGAGGAAAUGGAGGAUACAGAGGAGGAAGUAAUGGAGGAAAUGGAGGUGGCAAGGGAGGAAACGGAGGAGGCAAGGGAGGCAAUGGAGGAGGCAAGGGAGGAAAUGGCGGCAAUGGAGGAAAGGAAGGAAAGGGAGGGGGCGGGCAUGCAGGGGCGGAUCCAAGGGGUGGCGAGGUUUGGCAGCUGCCCAACCUCGAUUCUUUUACCAAGCCAUGGAAGCUUUUGUGCUUUGAAGGUUUUACAGAAAAAAAAUUAUGAAAGAGAGGCAAGAGGUUGAAGAUGACGAGAUACUGCUCUUGAUUCCUGGUCUCCUUCUUUAAUUGAACUUAUCAAAACGACACAGUAUUGAUAGUGGCAUAUUAGCAUAUACCUCAUCUUGUCUUUCUUUAAAUUUUAUUUGAGAGAAGAUGUUUAUCUUUUAUUCUUUUUAUUAUUAUUUAAAAGCUUAAGAGUUUCUAUAGAGCACAAACUCUACUACACGCCUCUCUUAUCAACAGUACGCCUCCUCUAAUCAUUUCAUGAAAUAUUUUUCUUUUUUGAAAUUCAAUUUAAAGUUGUAUUAAUUCUAGUUUCACUAUUCUAUUUUCAGUUUUAGUGUUUAGCUCCUACUUAUUUAUACUUGUUGGGUUCUAAAUCUCAAUUUCAAAAAGAAGAAAAAAAAACAAGAACAAACAUGUUUGAGAUAAUUUAAUUGACAUCAGUUAAAAGUUAAGAAUUUUUGGCUUCAAAAAAGAAAAAUGAUCUUACUACUUAAUAGUCUUGCCCUAUGUGAGAAAUUUUUCUGGAUCCGCCACUGCGGGCAUGGACCCGAAAUCGAGAACUAGAUGAUGAUCCAGCUGCUGCAAAAGUAUUAGGGUGGAAGAAGUAUGCACUAGCUUGUUUGCUAAUCAAUAAAAUUGUAAUGGUUGAAUAGUCCACAAUACUCUCAAUCAUAUCUUUGUAAUUUGAUCCUCGGAUCAACUUGUUAUGUUCCACGUACUAUCUAUAAAACCACUUAAUUUGCUG
Messenger RNA from Rosa rugosa (rugosa rose), 1269 nucleotides. RefSeq lists its product as uncharacterized. The transcript has 2 exons. The record is from RefSeq and is a predicted model, not a curated record. Lineage: Eukaryota; Viridiplantae; Streptophyta; Magnoliopsida; Rosales; Rosaceae. Bases 31 to 522 code for a protein of 163 amino acids.